GUGCCUCUAAGUUUCUACUAAGAGAUGUUAUCAUCGAAUCUUCUGUGCCCAGUUCAGAAACUCUGCCCAAAGAAAGUGAUCGAAAAUUUAAGUAACAAGGCUUACAUAAAAGCUGAAUUGGUAACAUGAAAAUUAUCUGUCCAGUAAAGGCAAAAUGAUUACAAUUAGGUAACUCAUUCUUCCACCUAUAGACAAAAUUAACUUUGCUAUCAGCAUGAAGGUCUUCUGACACUUUGAAACCUAAGGGCAGGGUUCAGGAAAGGAAGAGGUCACCGCUGACAACUGGGGUUCUUUAAACAAACACUCCAGAGGAAGGGCAAGGAUGCUGGAAGGUUACUAUUUUUCCAACAAUGACACAAGCCCUCCUCGGUAGAGGAAUCCUAGAGUCCUCAGGAUGAGGUCUGCCUGCACGUAGGGAGUGACUCCAGAAGAGUUUGGGUUGAGGACACUUUGUCACUCCAGAGGAAAAGGUUUACUAGAAGUGGCAUCUCCUUUGUGAGUCAGGUGUUGCUGGGAAAAUAAAAUGAUCUUUGGUUUAAAAUCUCCACACCUACACACCCCAGAAGAGAACCAGGAUUCUUGCUGAAGUAUUGGCACAGAUGAGCGGCACCACAGACCAGUUACACGCGGUGGAAAGAAAGGGCAGUGUCUGUCUUAGUCCUGACCCUGUGACCCUCGUGAAACAUAACUGCAUGGAUAUACAAGAAUGUGUUCUAGAAGAAAGAGAAUCAUCUCAGAAACCCAUUCACUCAUUAUCACCAGCCUCCACUGUGAAUAAAACAUUAAACGAAUCCCAGUCCAUGGUUCUAAAGAACCUAUUCACUAUACAUGGUCUAUAACUGAACAAAACACACAAACCCACAGGACUGAGGCAGCCUGUCACCCUUUGUAAAGUAAAGAGGGUACAAGUGUUACCCAGGUUCAAGGCCAAACGUGUUCCUAAAACAGAGAACAACAAUUUUUAUCUUUAAAAAUGUAAAUUAGUAUGUGUAUGUGUACGUGUAAAUAUAUUUCUGCACACACUUCUGAUUUUAGGACAAAAUCUUUACUCAAUUGAUUGAAAUGUAUUCACUUGGAGUACUACAACUGAAGAUUCCUGGGAAAAUUAGACUUCUAUUGCAAAAUUAAUAGUGUAGAUUGAUAUCUUCUUAGACCCCACAAAGAACACAUAAAUGAAAACUAAAAAAGAAAGUAAAAGUGUAGAGAAAUGUUUAGAAAAUGAAAAUGAUUAUGUUCUAUAUUUAAUGGCCAGAAGGAAUGCCAUCAGAGAACACAGAGUCCAAGGAUCCGCAGACUUGCAGCUCAGCCAGGCCGACAGCAUCUCCGAUUCAGCAUGGCCCCCCUGCUCUCUCUACUCACGGCCCUGCUGCUAUUCAACUAUGGUCCCAGUGGGUCUCUGGGCUGUGACCUGUCUCAGGACCACGUCGAGGUCAGCAAGGAGAACAUCGCGCUUCUGCACCGAAUGCAGAGAAUCAGCUCUUUCCGCUGUCGAAAGGACAGAAAGAACUUCGGAUUCCUACGGGAGAUGGUGGAUGGCAGCCACAUCCAGAAGGCUCAGGCCAUCUCUGUCCUCCAUGAGAUGCUCCAGGAGACCUCCAUCAUCUUUGGCUCAGAGCAGUCCUCAACAGCCUGGAACAUGACCCUGCUGCACGGGCUACUCAGUGGACUCCAUCGGCAGUUGGAAGACCUGGGCACCUGUUUGGUGCCACAGAUGAAAGAAGCGGAAUCUGCCCUGGGAAUGGAGGACCCAACAUUGGCUGUGAAGAGAUACUUUCAGGGCAUCCAUCUCUACCUCAAAGAGAAGCAAUACAGUGACUGUGCCUGGGAGAUCAUCAGAGUGGAAAUCAAGAGAGCCUUCUCUUUAUCAACAAACUUGCUAGAAAGGUUAGGAAACCAGGAUAGAGACCUGGGGUCUCUUUGAAAUGAUUCUCAAUGGUAUUUGUGCCAUAUCAUACUUGCACAUAUGUCAUCGGUCAUUUCCAAAGGGUCUUUCUGCUUUAGUCACAGAAAUUACUGAAGUUAAUUUAGCAAAUCUUUUUUUAGAGAAUUUAGCUAACCUAUGUUACAAAUUCAGCUCCUGGAGCAUCAGUCCCUAAGAGGUAUCUGCUUCUGUGACUGAUUGGUUCUUAUUUAUUUAUUUAUUUAUUUAUUUAUUUAUUUAUUUAUUGUUACUUUAUUGCAGUCUUUCUUGCUUUCUAUCAUAUUUGUAACAUUUAAAAGUCCGUGUAAUUACACGUUCAUCUUUACAUUGUUAAACUUCAUAAAACCUAUUUACCUUUCAAUGUUGUUUCCUUUUGCUUUAUUUAUUAAAUUUUUAUUAAAAACACUUCUUGGAUUUAUUUAUAAAA
Messenger RNA from Pteropus alecto (black flying fox), 2348 nucleotides. Its product is annotated as interferon omega-2. The coding region runs from base 1334 to 1921 and encodes 195 amino acids. Gene Ontology annotation, cellular component: extracellular region. NCBI's taxonomy places the organism in Eukaryota, Metazoa, Chordata, Mammalia, Chiroptera, Pteropodidae. The transcript has a single exon. Gene Ontology annotation, biological process: B cell proliferation; cytokine-mediated signaling pathway; humoral immune response. Gene Ontology annotation, molecular function: type I interferon receptor binding; cytokine activity. The record is from RefSeq and is a predicted model, not a curated record.